This is a messenger RNA of Manihot esculenta (cassava), 1370 nucleotides long. RefSeq lists its product as uncharacterized. The transcript is spliced from 4 exons. Lineage: Eukaryota; Viridiplantae; Streptophyta; Magnoliopsida; Malpighiales; Euphorbiaceae. The record is from RefSeq and is a predicted model, not a curated record. The coding region runs from base 340 to 885 and encodes 181 amino acids.
GUUCCAGGAAGAGGAGCUAUCACUUACUUGCACGCAAAAUUACGCUUCCUCUCUCUCCUGUCGAUGGUCAUUUCAUACGCCACCGUUUUCUUCCUAUAUUCUCUGCAGGCGGCCGCUGCAGCCACCACUUCUGACACUGCAUUCUCCUCUUCCUCUCCGUAUGGCUACACUCUCCUACAACCCUACCCACGUUGGAGGAGGCUGAGAGACGAAAACUAAGUAGGGUUUCUACAUUCCAAUUGUGCUUUCGAAGGUAUCCACAUUAUGCUUUCUGCAGAGACGUGCCUCUUUUGAAUAUCCUCUCAUAUUCCAAUUUUCUGCGACAAUUUGUUUUGACCGAUGCAGUACUUGCUUGGAAGAAAGAACUUUUUCACUAUGGCGGUGGCAUUUACUGAUCUUUCAUGGUGGUCAUGGAGUGGAAAGCAUCAGGAGCCUAAAAUCUCAAAUGCACCUUCUUUAAAUGCCAGAGCUGAUUCAGACUUGUGGGAAUCAGAUACUCUGAAAUUUCCGUUGGCUCCUGGGGCUAAUGGGACUUCCUCUUAUAGAAGGGUUAAGCAAAAAUGGCAUAGCCGGGAAGAGAGGAAAAUUGAUAGGGAAUAUGAUGCAGUUCUUGUGCCUUCUGAUGGUGGUUGCGUUUCAGGGUCUGAGUCUGAUUCAGAUUAUUCCAUUGGGUGGUUGGAGCCUCAUGGACCUGCAUUCCAGAGUAAUGAUGACGAAGAUAACAGUUUUGCUGUACUGGUCACAUGUUAUGGUCGUGCUCAAGAGAAAGCAUUUGAGAACUCAAAGAACAAUUUGUUUGGUGCCGUUGUCAACAUUCAAGAUGGUUACUCUGAUGAGAGCAUUAAGUAUAUGGAAAAGUGGCUCUCUGGGCUCCAGAACAGCUGACAUUCAAUGCUGCUAAAUAGUUCCACAUGGGUCUCUGGAAGAAUCUGUCCUGUUGAAUUAACAUGGAGAGAUGUGUAAAAAAUGAAAAGCGUCGAAAAGGAAGAGAGAAGGGAAAAAAAAAAAAAAGAAAAAAAAAAGAAGAUAUACUAGGUGGCAUAAUUGAUUGAUUGCUGCUGAAGAGGAUUGGCUAAUGUUCUGUCGUUGCUACUACAAGCAGGAUUGUUAACCAUAAAGGAUGAAAAUGGUUAAAGCACUAGAAGUGAUGGGUUUCUUGGAUUUUCAAAUUAUUGUUCUACUGGAAAGGAGUUUUCUCCUGCUGUCUUCCCCCUACUCAACGUCUGAAAAUAAUGAGAAUAUUAAGUGAUGUAAGAUACUAAGAAAGAGUAGAAAGGGCGUGCGUGUGUGCUUUCAAUUCUUUGUUGUAAAUAUCCUUGUACAUAUAUAUUUAAUAUUUAUUAUGUAAAUAGUAUAUUAUAAUUUGAUUC